GAGAGAGAGCCAGCGAGAGAGAGAGUGCAAAGGAGAGAGAGAGCAAAAGAGGGAGAGAGAAAGCGAAGGAAAGAGAGAGUGAAGUAGAGAGUGAGAGAAUGAAGAGUACAGCAACUGGCGCUGAUUUUCUCUGCUGCUUCCUCUGAGGAUUUCUGUACUGCCAAAGAAUUUUGCAGGCUUCACCAUCAGAAGAUUGGCCCGAAAAAAAUAUUGGAAGAAGAAAUAUCCAUUUUAACACUGUUGUUGGAUAUAACAACAGUUAUUCCUUGUCUUUGAAUUAUCACAAUCAAUGAACAUGAAUCCCAAUGAUUUUGUCGUGAUUCCAGGCAACAAAUCUGGCACAUCUGUUAAGUUAAAAGCAAGAAACCUUCGGGAGCUACGAUUAGAAACUCUGCGGCUCGAAAUUGACAGUGAUGUACUGGAACAGAGGUUGCAGCAGCUUCGACAAGCCAUGCGUAAGGAAAAGGAGGAACGGGAGCGAUCAGGACCAUAUCAUUGGAAAUCUGGACAGAUGGGGAGUCUUGUAAAUCAUGCACAGGUAGUGCUGAGAAAUAAAGAAAAUGUUAAUCAGAAGAUAACUUCUGGAAAGACAAAAAUCAGAAUACUGAAAGACCAACGUGGAGAGCCUAGGAAACAUGCCAUCAUUGAUACAGCAGUUUGUGAAAGUGAAAAACUAAAAGUUAAGGGGAAAUUAUGUGGACAAUGUGAGAUCAGAAGUCCUGUGCUGGUUUGUGUGGAGUGUGGAGAAGAUUACUGUUCUAGCUGCUUUGCUAAAUUCCAUCAGAAGGGGGCGCUGAAGCUUCACAGAUUUUCUCCUUUUCAGGCAGAGGAACAUGCAUCAAACAAUUCAUUGCAUUUAGUCAGCCAAUUUAAAAAACAAAUUGAAUCUGAAGCACCUUUGAAUACUAAGCAGUUUCUGAAGAAACGAUUUUCAGUAAGAAAAUCUUCAUCCCAAAUGGCCACUCAACAACAUGCUGAGAUUCUUAACAGAGAGCAAGAGGAUGAUGAAUCAGCUGUUUGUGAGCAAAGCAUCAGAGCAGAACAUUUGAGCAGCAAUUCAUUAUUAAAUGGCAACUUUGAUGAGGAACAGUCAUUGCAGUCUUUCCAAGAAGCACUAAAAGAAUGGAAGGAGAGAAAACCUAGUGAAGCACAUUGGUCACCCAAAAUGUUUUCAGUUUCUACAGGGACAUCACAUGUUCAAGACAACCUGCAAAGUCUAACAACACCAAUUGAAAUUCAAUUUAAAGAACACAACGUAAGCUACUUGGAGAAACUGCUACUGAAAAAGUACAGAAGGACUCCAGGGGAAUUUUUUCAGGCUUCCUGUACGAAUGAUUUAGGGUCUUUGUCGUCUUCAUCUCGUGAAGAAGAGAGUGACCAAAAAGAUGAAGAGCUCCUACUAACAGCUGAAGAGAUUGAAGAACGUGAAAACUACAUUGCUCUUUUUAAAGUGGAUGAACCCUCUGAGGACACAGAGGCAGUCCCGUCAGUUUUGAGAAUUAUCGAAUUAGAAGAGACUGACAAUGACACAUAUGAAGAAACUUCCAGUUACUUGGUUGAAGAAGCUGAUGACAAUCAACAAGAAAAUAGACCAAGAAUUUAUGGAAGUUUCUGUGACACAAUGAACGCAUUAUUGAAACAUGAAAACAUCACAAUAUCAAGAAAUAUUGACACUUCACCCUUUCAAGUUUCAGACCGAAUUGAUUCUUCAGCCUUCAGUUGCACCUAUACAGUAGAAGAAAAUCAACAAUUAUCUCUCCAUGACGCAGAUGGAGAUUUAAUAGGAGAGCAGCACAAUAAUGAAGAUUAUUCAAUGGACCAGAAAGAUUCAGUUCCAAGCAGCAAGACAUCUUUGUCUCAGAUUGGAGUAAUGAACGUAAAUCAUUGUGGUGGAAGAGUAGAUGCAGUCUCCCCUGAUUGUGGUAGUAAUUCAUACAGGAGUCACCAAUUUGUAAGCCAAAGCCUUGAGGGAACAAAUGUUAUCACUUCUAUAUUGCCAUCACCAAGGACUUCGGAGUUGUCAAGUAAUGCAGUUGAGGACCCUUUUUCUACAUCAAAUGUUUCUGAGGAAUUUGACCAUAAGCUGCAGAUUGACAAUUUGGAACACAGCAAGAACACUGGUCUCACUGCAAAGCCAACUGAUGAAUUGCUUAAGAUCGCCAAUUGCCAAGAUUUUGACACUGGCCAGUAUCUGGGAUUGGAAGGUUUCUUCACCUUGCAGAUGAAUCCUGCUUCAAUAGCUACAGAGCCCUUUCCAAGACGAGUGAUCAAUGACCACAAACACACAUCAGAAACACUGAUCAAAGUCUCUGCAGGGGAUCUUAUAGAUGACAUCGGUCCUGUCCAUGGAGGGGAGUGGGUCUUCAGUUCGGAAAAUGGAGACUGGCGACCAAGCAGCAGCCUCUACAAAUAUGCAGAUAACUCCAUUGUUAAUGAUGUAAUUGAUGACAUUCAGAGCAGACCUUCAAGUAGGUUUGGAAGGCAUACACCCACGAAAGUGACACCAUGGGCAUUAUUAUCAAAAUCCACAGCAGGAAGCCUGGGUUGCUCUAGGAGAGUAAUGGAUCCCACUUCAGUAGAAUCGUUACCUAUUGCAUCACAAGUUGCAACAAAACCUUUGAAUUCAUGGAAAAAACAUAGUAUUCCUCAUCUAAACUCUGCUCCACAGCCACUGUCUGGAGCUGCAGCUGAAAUUUCUGAAGUUGAAAGCAUUGAUCAAGAUGAACCCUCUUUUGAAAAUGAUGCAGAUGAACAAACUUUAAUUGAUUUGGAGAUGGAGCUGAUGCAGACUCAUAAAGGCGGUGAAGGAGGGAAGUCUGACACAUCAUCUGCUUGUGUGCCAUUGACCUCUGCAGGGGAAGCACUUGAAAAGGACUAUCCAGUUCUGCAAAGGGAUGCUGAUCAUUCUCAGUUUGUGCUUGAUUCUCUGACAGGAGAGUUCGAUGAAGGUCAAAUAGAUGAUGAGGGAGAGGACACUGAAGACAAACAAAAUGUUUUACUUUUAGUCUGACAGUGUCAGAGAUAAAUAUUAGAUAACAUUUUUAACCGUUUCUCACCAAACAAUAAGUUCUGAAAAAGUUAGUCAAAUUGGAUGAUGUGUUUAAUUUAUAGUACUUGAUUUCAAAUU
Molecule: messenger RNA, 3127 nt
Organism: Stegostoma tigrinum
Lineage: Eukaryota; Metazoa; Chordata; Chondrichthyes; Orectolobiformes; Stegostomatidae
Gene: zbbx
Product: zinc finger, B-box domain containing
Exons: 22
Coding region: 290-3010 (906 amino acids)
Biological process (GO): cilium movement
Cellular component (GO): motile cilium
Molecular function (GO): zinc ion binding
Source: RefSeq, a predicted model, not a curated record